Messenger RNA from Humulus lupulus (European hop), 2083 nucleotides. Its product is annotated as endo-1,4-beta-xylanase 5-like. The transcript is spliced from 6 exons. The record is from RefSeq and is a predicted model, not a curated record. NCBI's taxonomy places the organism in Eukaryota, Viridiplantae, Streptophyta, Magnoliopsida, Rosales, Cannabaceae. Gene Ontology annotation, biological process: carbohydrate metabolic process. Gene Ontology annotation, molecular function: hydrolase activity, hydrolyzing O-glycosyl compounds. The coding region runs from base 79 to 1794 and encodes 571 amino acids.
AAAAAAAGCUAUUUGGUUAAUAUAUUUUCAAGUGUUGAUAGAAAAACGUAACACCUAUAAGUUAAAUAGAAAUUAAUUAUGUUCAUUUUUGCAGGGUUGGGAACCAAUGCCUUAUCCUACGAUUACUCAGCCAGCAUCGAGUGUGUUACGAAACCUCUCAAAGCUCAGUAUGGAGGUGGGAUAAUAACAAACCCAGAGUUAGAUAAUGGCAUAAAAGGAUGGUCUAGGUUUGGUUAUGCCAAAAUGAUGCACAGAGAAUCAGAGGGCAACAAAUUCAUUGUGGCUCAUAGCAGAAACCAACCUUAUGAUAGUGUAUCUCAGAGGCUUUACCUGCGAAAGAACAACUUCUACACAUUUUCCGCUUGGAUACAAGUGAGUAAGGGAAAUAAUGUCCCAGUAACAGCUACAUUCAAAACAAACAAGGGAUUCAAACAUGCUGGUUCUGUAGUUGCUCAAUCCCAUUGCUGGUCUUUUCUCAAAGGGGGUCUCACGGUUGAUGAGUCAGGUCCUGCAGACCUCUAUUUUGAGAGUAAUAAUACAUCAGUUGACAUCUGGGUUGAUAGCAUCUCACUCCAACCAUUCACUCAAAAGCAGUGGAAAUCCCAUCAGUAUCACUCCAUUCAAAAGGUACGGAAGAGUAAUGUUAGAAUCCGAGUAGUCGACAGAAGAGGCAAUCCCAUACAAAACGCGACCAUCCUCAUCGAACGAAACAAACCCAAUUUCCCAUUCGGCUGCGCCAUCAACAAGCUCAUCCUAACCAACCCAGCUUACCAAAGCUGGUUCACUUCAAAGAAGUUCACCGUCACCACAUUCGAGGACGAAAUGAAGUGGUACAGUACGGAACCCACACAAGGCAACGAGGACUAUUCUGUCGCGGACAGCAUGCUCAGCUUCGCCAAAGGACAACAACUCUCUGUCCGAGGCCACAACGUGCUCUGGGACGACCCUAGCUACCAGCCAUCUUGGGUGAAACCUCUUUCCGGCCCGAAACUCUUCUCGGCCGCCACAAAGAGGCUGAGCUCCGUCGUUGGCAAGUACAAAGGUCAACUCAUUGCAUGGGACGUGGUCAACGAGAAUUUGCACCAUCAGUUUUUUGAGACCCAACUUGGAAACAAUAACGCUUCGGCCCAGUUUUAUAAUUUGGCUUUUGGGGCUGACCAGAGUACCACUAUGUUCUUGAACGAGUACAACACUAUAGAGAGCUCUGGAGAUGCCUUGUCCUCGCCGGCGCAGUACAUUAAGAAGUUGAAGGAAAUCCAAAGCUUUCCUGGUAAUGCUAAUGGGAAACUGGGAAUUGGGCUCGAAUCCCAUUUUGAUACUCCAAAUCUGGCUUAUGUUAGAUCUUCCAUUGAUGUUCUUGCUGCUACGGGAUUACCCGUUUGGAUCACGGAAUUGGACGUGAAAAGCAGUCCCAAUCAGGCUAAGUACUUGGACGAUAUUCUAAGGGAGUUAUUUUCACACCCUGGGAUCAAAGGAAUAGUAUUGUGGGCAUCAUGGCAUCCUCAGGGAUGUUGGGCAAUGUGUUUGACUGAUAACAAUUUCAAAAACUUGCCAACCGGUGAUGUUGUGGACAAGGUAAUGGCCGAGUGGGGUUUGCAAAACGACGUCGCAACUGGCCAAGCUAAUGCUUUUGGCUUUUAUGAUACGUCCCUUUUCCACGGAGAUUAUCAAGUGAGAAUUUCUCAUCCUCAACUCAAGAACUCUUUGUCCACUACUCAGAGCUUCAAAGUGGAACCUUUGGGAGUUGGUUCUCGGAAUAAAUCAACCUCACUAGUCUUCCAAGUUCCUGCUUAAUUAUUAUUAGAAGUGAUAUUUCUCUUAAUUUAUCAUGAUCAGCUGGCUAUAUGUAUCGUUUUUCUGGGAAUGGAUUUUUAUCCAAAGCUUAUAGUCUAGUACGGUACGGGAGUAAGGUUUGUAAUAGGGCUUGUAUUUUUUUUUCCACCAAUAAUGCUUGUAUUUUUUUCCACCAAUAAUGCUUGUGUUUGAUUCAAAGCUAAUAAUAAAUAAAAGAGUGUUGCUAUAUUUGGCCCUUAAGCUGUCCAAUACUGUAAUGCUUGUAUUCUUAUUUCCAGCAAUAAUGCUU